Dermacentor albipictus is the source of this 2827-nucleotide messenger RNA. Its product is annotated as cytochrome c oxidase subunit 4 isoform 1, mitochondrial-like. Gene Ontology annotation, biological process: mitochondrial electron transport, cytochrome c to oxygen. Lineage: Eukaryota; Metazoa; Arthropoda; Arachnida; Ixodida; Ixodidae. The record is from RefSeq and is a predicted model, not a curated record.
GUUCCACCCUUUCGCUUUUUUUUUUUUUUUUCGGUUAUCUUACCGGCUCACUCGUACAGCUGCAGGUGAGAUACUGCACCUCUCUUCCGUGCGGGUUGGUUCUUCGAAAAAUUUCCCUGGUCUCUUUUUAACCUGAAGUAACGGCUUCAUUAAGCAUGGCGAACAGACUGCUGCAGAUCAGUGAACGUGCAGUCAAGUUGGCACCCAUAGUAACACGGGCCCAACCAGCAGCUGCAUAUCAUGGCCGUGCCCUUAUUGGCAAGCGAGAAGUGGUUGGCUUUGGCAUGAACGGCGAGUAUAGCUACCUUGACAACCCUGACUUCCCUAUGCCAGCCAUCCGUUACAAGGAGCCCUCUCCAGAGAUUGAAAAAUUGCGUGAGAAGGAGAAGGGUGAUUGGAAAAAUCUCAGCCUGGAGGAGAAGAAAGCAUUGUAUCGAUACAGCUUUUUCCAGACCUAUGCUGAAAUGAAUGCAUCUCGAAAUGAGUGGAAGCCCAUUUUGGGGAAUGUGUGCUUGCUUUUGGGUUGCACCCUCUGGGUAUGGAUUUUCCUCAAGAAGUUCGUUUAUGGGCCAUUGCCACAAUCGACCACCCUGGAAGCCAGACAAGCUCAGCUGCAGAGGAUGAUUGACCUUAGGGUGAAUCCCGUUGAGGGCAUUGCCUCGAAGUGGGACUAUGAAAACAACAGGUGGAAGUGAAGAUUUCUUCAGUGCACCACACAAAGGCACCAGAAGUAUAUGGCCACCACUCAUCGUAGGCUUCAAAUGCAGUGGAAACCAUGCAGCGCUGACAAGAAUUUAUGAUGAAGUGCUGCAAAACACACAUAUUUGCGCACAUGAGCAGAGUAGCAUCAUACUGAGACGAGCUGAUAUUAACUGCUGGGCUUCGCAAACUGCUCUUGCUACUGAGUUUUGUGUAGUGGGUUCUCGCUUUUUGGGCCAUGUCGCCACUUCCCGCUUGUGUGUGUACUGUACAAAGUGAAGAUUGGUUUAUUUGAUAUCGCUCUGGCCAGAACUGAACUAUACUGAACUUGAGAGACAAAAAUCAGCAUUGUCACAGCACCGGGGUGGGGUCUUGCAGGAUGUCUAGCAACCGGGAAAAGUUGGGGAAAUUGUUAGUACCUGAAAAAGUAGUGUAAUUUUCAGGGAAUUUUUAUUUUAGUGAGUAAAGUCAUGGAAAAUGACUAAUUAAACUGCCCAAGUUGGAAAUUCAAGUAGUCUGGUUGCCCGCAAUAUUAGUAGACUUUUUGCAGUAGUGCAAAUCAACUGUUCUGUAUAAUUGUUUUCAGUCACCAUAAUAAAGGAACAGACCUGGAAAUUACGUGCAGCACUGGCUUCUGGCUCAACGUGAGCUCACGUUUAGCCCCUGCAUGCAGUUGUAGGACAGUGGGACCUUCCACCGCAGUACAUAUGUUUAUACGCAGGACUUGCCAUACGUGAAGCAUCUUGUAUGUUGUGGUGAAGAAUAUUUGUAGUUGUAGGGGCAAAUCCGGCAGACAGGAUACAUGGCAAAGACGAACCAAACGGUUUAGUUUUUUGUAGAGUGUUUUUUCUUUCUUUUUGAUGAGUUGACGCUACAUAGCGGCUGCAUUAGCCAAUAGAAAUACACAUUACAGACAGUUUUUGUGAGUUUAACAAGUCCACUGGAUUGCGUUGAAAUACACAUGGGGCAACAGCAUGCAGGAGACCAUAGAUUAAAAAGGCUAAACUUAUCUCGGAGUUGCUGCAUUAAUACAUUUUGUUGCACUAUUAAAACCCGGUUGUAAUAAUUAGUCCACAUUGGGUACUCUAGGGCAGCUGUGUGGCGUAAACCAAAUUUGCCGCGAUUUGUCUGCUGUACUACUGAAGUUCUCUUGAGGAAAUUCCUAUAUAUACAGCAUAAAUUUGUACCCCAGGUGUGCAACUCUUAGUUGGAAAAAGCAAUGGGAAGAAUUAAGUGGCAGUUCUGUGAAAGCCACAUGUUUAGCAAUUCUGUGUGUAUUGCAGUGAAGAUGUGCGGGUUAAGGACUGGUGGGUUGAGCAGUGAUCCAACUUUUUUUGUGUAAAAGUAUGCUUAGUAACUCCCUUAAAUGAGUUAUGGGUCCUUUUCUCUAAUGAACUAUUCAUAUUCUUUAACGGCCCACAACAUUGUCCCAUUUACAGUAGAACACACAGUGCCAUUUUCUCAAAUUUGACACAAUUUUCUGUUCCUAGUCAGGAUGUCUAGCGACCUGUAAAAGUCGGGGAAUAUUUAAGUGAGUAAAGUCACGGAAAAUGUUAUUAAACUACCCUAAUUGCAAAUUCAUGUAGGUUGGUUCCCUGCAAGGUUAUUGGGCUCUUCACAGCACUGCAAGUCAGCUUUCUUAUACAAUAAUUCUACUUGCAAUUGCCAUAAUAAAGGAAUUUAUAUGUAAAUCACAUGUUAAAGGACUCCAGGCAGUCAAAAUUAAACCAUAGUCCCCCACUAUGGCUUGCCUCGGGAUCGGAUAGUUGUUUUUGUACAAAAAAUCCCAGAAUUUAUUUAUUUUAUGUUAUGUGUAGCACUGGCUUCUGGCUCAACGUGAGCACACGCUUAGCCUCUGCAUGCACUUGCAAGAAAGUCUGAUCUUCUACCACACUAUAGUUGUUUAUACGCAGGGCUUGCCAAACGUAAGCAUCUUAUAUGUUGCAGAGAAAGAUAUUGAUGGUGGCAGGAGCGGACCUAGCCUUUAUGGGUACACGCCAAUGAUGGACCAAAGGCUUUAGUUCACCGCUGAGCAUUCUUUUACUUGUAUUGUCGGCAAUAUAUAGAUGCGUUAUUAGACACCUUUUAUUAUUGUAAUAAUAAAUACAGUGGGUUGUGCUGUCACUCA